Messenger RNA from Hylaeus volcanicus, 870 nucleotides. RefSeq lists its product as uncharacterized. NCBI's taxonomy places the organism in Eukaryota, Metazoa, Arthropoda, Insecta, Hymenoptera, Colletidae. The coding region runs from base 1 to 870 and encodes 289 amino acids. The transcript is spliced from 2 exons. The record is from RefSeq and is a predicted model, not a curated record.
AUGAUGAAGACGAUCCUGGUAUUCCUGUUGAUCUCGUGCCUGGCCAUGUGCCUAGCCAAUCCGCUAGACAAGCUCGAGAAGCUCAACGUCCUGGAGCAGCAGUCCACGACGAUAACAGACCGCGCCAAGUACGAGGAGGAGCUCCUCCGCAAGCUGAACUCGAACUGCUCCCAGAACCACCUGAGCAGCUGCGUGAUGCUGAAGCUGGUGACGAACAUGAACAAGUUUCUGAAGAAGGCGUCGAUCGAACUGACGGACGACAUCGAGAUCAGAAAAACCAGCCAGGUGACGGAGGAGGCGGUCGCGUUCGAGGCUGGCAGGAGCAAAGACGACGAGUCCGAGGUCCUCGACCUUGUCGCGAACAAGGUGUACGCGUUCAUCAAGUCCAGGAGCAUCAAGUGGAGGAUCCUGCCCGAGGACGACGUCGUCGUGUCGGCCUCAGAGGACGAAAACGGAUCGCUGAACCUCAGCCUGUCCAUAGAACGGGCUGACAACGUUGCUGUUCAAGAUGGUCGCGGGAAGAAGAACAAUAACAUGGGCCCGUUGAUCGCUGCGGCCGUAUUGAAGAUCGGUCUGAUCGGUGGUCUGGCGUUUAAAGCCCUGGCGUUGCUCGUGGGCAAGGCGUUGCUCCUGUCGAAGAUAGCUCUUCUUCUGGCGGGUAUAAUCGGUCUGAAGAAGCUGUUCUCGCAGCAGAAGCACGUCACGUACGAGGUGGUCGCCCAUCCUCACCACAGCUCCAGCCACGCCAUCAGCGCGGAACACGGCCACGGGGACAGCUACUCCAGCGGAUGGGCGAGGAGCUUCCACCAAAGUCCCAUUCCUGGACAAACGGACGCCCACGAUUUGGCCUACUCGGCGCACGCGAAGUGA